AUGUUGGCUAUGCCGGCCAAGAGGAGACGCAGCUCGACCACGCCAUCGGGCAGCGAUGCUGAAGGGGACGUAGCUGGCGGUGAGUUUCGGCAGGCGAAGGGUCGUGGUGCUUCAUCAAUAUACAAGGGAGUGCGGAAGGAGAAGCGCGGAAAGUGGAGCGCCAAGAUUCUCGUCCGUGAACAAGGUAAGGCAACGCGCACACAGAUGAGGCUGGGAGCGUACAAUAAGGAGUUAGAAGCUGCCACGGCGUACGCAGCAGCGGCUUAUGUCGUUAGGGACGGCAAGCGUGUUGCCGGAACGGUCGAGCUGACCGAUGUGGAGAAGGGUUUGCUGCAGGGAUGCAACUUGGCAGCCAUCAAGAGGAUUGUGAAAGGCCGCAUGUGGUUCAGGUGGACGGAGUGGGAGAACGCUCUGGCAGACUGCCCAGAAGAUGAGAAUCCUGACCAGGGCGAUACGCACUCCGACUCACUGGAGGAGGCCGAAGAGGAGGAUGAAGAAAUGGAAGCUGAUGCGGGCCCUGUUGAUCAGGCAGAGGCUGGUAGAGGGACCCCUCAGGACAUGCUCAUCGGUGGUGAGGGUAUCACCGAUCCCGCUGCCAGUGGGGCAGGAGUGAACACAGGUGUAGCGUUAGCCGGGGCACAUGCCGCUCAGGGGGCAUCUAACGUCACGCCAAAUGCCACGGUGGCUUCUAGUGUCGGCACCGGAGAUGAGGAUGUUGGCAGCGAAGGCGCUGGUACGGCGGCGCCGGUCAGAUUGAAGGCCAUGGCUUCAGUGCUUGGAGAGGCGCCGUCCACGGCGGGGAACACGGCGCCAGAAGUGCCACCCCCUCCGGGGCCAGACAAUCCGUUUGUCGCGAUGCCUGGCGAAGCGGGGGAGCCGGCGUCCGCCUCACGGCGUUACGAUUCGUUCGCCGAUGACAACGUGGUUAUUAGCCGCAGCGAGUUCGAGGCUUUGAAGAAGGCGAAUGAAGAGAGCGACCGUAAACUUGCGCAUCUUGAGGCGCAGCUGCUGGCCGCCCAUGCUCCAAAGAGGGAUAAGAAGCGACAGAGGGAGCGUCGCGCGGAGUCGGGCAGUGGCGGAAAGCGUGCCAGCAAGCGCAGGCGGGUUGAGUCGGGCUCGGAAGAUGACACAACGGAUGAGGAGGAGGGGGGAAGAGGAGGAAGUAGCGCCGCGCCGGCGCAAGGGGCGCCACUUGACAAGGUGACCGACACCAUCGUGAACUGGGACCGGCGCCGCUCCCGUCUGUCCAACUCCGCGGGCGGCAACGAGCAGGUGGUGGAUGGCCUCCAUCACCUGGCAUGCGCUGCGGUGAAGGAGGCAAUAGGGAUUUUCAAGCCCAAAUAUGAUGGUGAUCUGGAGGCAUGGGAAUGGGGGGAACAUGGGCUGAUGCUGUCAUCGUGCGGCCUCGAGCACCUAAUCCCAGCAACAUAUGCGAAGAAGGCGGCCGCACAACAGGAGGCAGCCGGCUCGGAAUCAAUGGGUAGCGGCUGA
Closterium sp. Naga37s-1 is the source of this 1491-nucleotide messenger RNA. The record is from the annotation of a GenBank genome assembly. Lineage: Eukaryota; Viridiplantae; Streptophyta; Zygnematophyceae; Desmidiales; Closteriaceae.